Messenger RNA from Micromonas commoda, 1965 nucleotides. RefSeq lists its product with no specific name. The coding region runs from base 1 to 1965 and encodes 654 amino acids. Gene Ontology annotation, molecular function: GTP binding. The record is from RefSeq and is a predicted model, not a curated record. The transcript has a single exon. Lineage: Eukaryota; Viridiplantae; Chlorophyta; Mamiellophyceae; Mamiellales; Mamiellaceae.
AUGGCGCCGACGAGACUCACGGUCGUGCUCGUGGGCCAGACGGGAAACGGGAAGAGCGCGACGGGCAACUCGCUCCUGGGCAGGGAUGCGUUCGUCGCCCGUCGCUCCCUAAAGAGCGUGACCGAGCGAUGCAGGGUUCGUUACGCCGCCCUCGACGCCGACGACGAGCCCAUCGUCCCGGGCGAUCCCGCGGUGGGAGUCGACGAAGACGCGGGGGGGAUUCGCAGGCCGUCGACGGUGCUCAGGGUCGUGGACACCCCCGGAACGUGCGACAGCGGCGCGCUGCUCGAGGACAACCUCAGGCACAUCAGCGCCUUCCUGAGGGGCGAGGAGCGGGUGGACGAGUCCACCGCCGACGACGACGACGACGACGGGGCCGAGGCGGGAGCGGGCGACGAGGGGUUGCACGCGCUGGUUCUGGUCCUCUCCGCGGCGACGAGAUUCACGCAGGAGGAGGCCGUCGCUCUGGAGCGGCUCGUGCAGCGCCUGGGCGAGGGCGUCAUGCGCCACUCCGUGGCCAUCUUCACCAGGGGCGGCGAGCUCGCCGCCGACGACGUCCGCGUCGACGAUUUCGUGCGAUCGGCGCCGCCGACGCUCCGUCAGCUCCUCGCGCGCAUGGGCCACCACGCCGACGGCACCCCGCCGAUCCUCGUGGAGAACGUCCCGCGCGACGGUUCAUCCAGGGCCGCCACCGCGCGCGCCCCGUUGCUCACGGCUGUCCGCGAACUCGUCAAACGGGUCGCGGCCGAGAGGCGAUGCGACCCGAACCAAGCGACGUACGACGCCAAGGCGCUGACGGCGGCGUCCCACGCCGCCGACGCGGACCCGUCCACCGCGGCGCUCGCCGUGUUGGACAAACUGAAACGACAGAUGGCGUCCGGGCCGAUGGCGGCGGGUGGUGGGGGUGGCGCGGACCCGCGGAGGAGCGCGAUGGCGGAGGCGGCGAUGCGAGCGUUUUCGGAUUUGCAGGCGCAGUUCGCGGCGCGCGCGGGCGCGGGGUCGGUCGCGGCGCCAGCUGUGCCCCCGCCGGGGUGCGGGGUUUUUGGUGGAUUCGGUGCGUCGUCGGUUGGCGACCGCGUCACCGACCGCGUCGUCGACCGCGAGUGGAUGGAAUGGACGAACGCGCUCGCGGACGGAGGCGACGGCGACGCAGCCGGCGGGCCGUCUUUGACCGUCGGGUUGCGGGGAGCCGGCGACGUUCACGCGGACACCGCGUGCGCCGUCCACUUCGCCGGGGGAACCUGUUUGCUCCGCUUUCGCGCGCCGGUCGAGUGCGGAGAUGGGAAGGACCCCGUCGCGAGGUUUCGGUCAUCCGGGCGCGUCUCGGCGGUUGGCGACGGCGGCUUUAUCGUCUCGGCAUCCGCGCCGGUUGGGUCAAACGCCGCGGACGCUCCAGCGGUGACGUUCCACUCGCCGGUGUUUCUUCAGGGCCCGUGCCAUUACGCGCCGACGAACCCGAUCGUGACGGACGAUGAUUGGGUGGAGGAGGGGGUGUACAAGUGCGAGCUGGCGCCGUGCGCCGAUCCGUUUCCGGCGCCGUUUGCGAAAUACUUGUUUACAGAUGACGACGACGAUGAUGAACCGCCGACCCACGGCAGACUCGACGGCCCGCGGGUCGUCUGCAUGCUUCGCGGGGUCAAGCCGGGGGACGCCGUGAACGUGCGCGCGGUGGUUGGGAGGAAAGGGACGCGGUUCGAGCUGCAGGGUGGAUCCAUGUCCCUCAGGGCGUGCGACUUUGCGAUGAAGCCGUUACCGCGAGCUUUGCGAAGUCGCGAGUCGACUUCCGUUUCAUUCGCUGUUGACGGCGUUUUGGACCUGACGCCCGGCGUCAACAUGGCACUCGGUGCGCCCGUCUCGCAGGACCCGACAGAGAACACGACCGUGCAAAUCCCUAAGGGCUUCGAGUGGCCGUGGAAACGGGGUGAGCCGGGCAGGAAACCCGGGCAGGGUGACCCGUCGAAAUAG